Molecule: messenger RNA, 2079 nt
Organism: Numida meleagris (helmeted guineafowl)
Lineage: Eukaryota; Metazoa; Chordata; Aves; Galliformes; Numididae
Gene: CAPG
Product: capping actin protein, gelsolin like
Exons: 9
Coding region: 200-1246 (348 amino acids)
Biological process (GO): barbed-end actin filament capping; actin polymerization or depolymerization; actin filament severing
Cellular component (GO): actin cytoskeleton; cytoplasm
Molecular function (GO): actin filament binding; phosphatidylinositol-4,5-bisphosphate binding
Source: RefSeq, a predicted model, not a curated record
UUUUGGAGCAUCCGCUUGUCUGGGUGUCCGUCUGGGUGUCCUCCUGCCUGUCUCUUCUCGUGGCUGUCUGUCAUUCGGGGUGUCCAGCUGUCCGGGUGUCCUUCUGUCUUGUCCUUUUCCUGCUGGCAUCCAAGCUCCCUGUUGGGGUGCCAGCCUGUCUUUCCAGCUGUCUGUCCAUCCAUCUGCCGCUCUCCCCACCAUGUACACAGCCUUCCCCAAAAGCGGUUCCCCCUUCGGCCCCGCGCCCACCCGCCCUGGGCUGCACAUCUGGCGCGUGGAGAAGCUGCACCCAGUGCCGGUCCCUGAGAGCUCUUGGGGCGUCUUCUUUUCGGGAGAUGCCUACCUGGUGCUGCACCUGGGGCCCGAGGAGCGAGCCCACCUGCACCUCUGGAUCGGUCGGGAGGCGUCGCAGGACGAGCGGGGGGCUUGCGCCCUGCUGAGCACCCAGCUGAAUGCGCUGCUGGGUGAGCGCCCCGUCACCCACCGCGAGGUGCAGGGCCACGAGUCUGAUGAGUUCAUGGGCUACUUCCCCCGCGGCAUCACCUACCAGGAGGGCGGUGUGGGCUCGGCGUUCAAGUCGGCGCAGCAAGGUGCUGGCCCCGGCCCCGUGCGCCGGCUCUACCAGGUGAAGGGCCGCAGGAACAUCCGGGCCACGGAGCGGGACCUGAGCUGGGCCAGCUUCAACACCGGGGACUGCUUCAUCCUCGACCUGGGCCAGACCAUCUUCACGUGGUGCGGGGCGCGGUGCAACGUGCUGGAGCGGAGCCGUGCACAGGAGCUGGCCACAGCCAUCCGCGACGGCGAGCGGGGCGGCAAGGCACGCCUGGAGACGGUGGUGGAUGGCGAGGAGCCACCAGAGAUGCUGCAGGUGCUGGGCCCCAAGCCCACCUUGCAGGAGGGCAGCCCCGAGGAGGACGCGGUGGCUGAUCGGAACGCGGGGACGGCCGUUCUCUACAAGGUGUCUGAUGCCACGGGGCGCAUGGACCUGAGCGAAGUGGCCCGGAGCUGCCCCUUCAACCAGAGCCUGCUGUGCCCUGAUGACUGCUUCGUGCUGGACACGGGCGCUGGGGGAAAGGUCUACGUGUGGAAAGGGCGCAAAGCCAAUGAGCAGGAGCGGCAGGCGGCCCUCAGCGUGGCCGAGCAGACCAUCAACCGCAUGGGCUACUCGCCCCACACACAGGUGGAAAUCCUGCCACAGGGCCGCGAGACGCCCCUCUUCAAGCAGUUCUUCAGUGGUUGGAAGUGAGGGGGCACCGUGGGGACAGGGCAGGACAGGGACAGGCUGUGACCCCCAUCCCCACACCCACAUUCCCCACAACACCUCCACCCCCAUGUCAGCUCUAAGCCCAACCCAGCCCUGCACCAUCACCCCACUCCUACCAUCUCCAAGGCCAUUCCAUCCCCCCGCCACCUCCAUCUCCAUGGCCAUGCUGUCCUCAAUGCAGUCUCCAAGGCUAUGCCAUCCCAUACCACCUCUCUCUUUAAGCCCGUGCCAUCUACAAGAUCACUCCAUCCCCAUGCCAUCCCCAUGCCACCUCCACCUCCACACCCAUGCUGCUCCCAUACCAUCCUCUCUGCCACCUCUAUCUCCAAGUCCAUGCCAUCUCCAUGCCCACAUCGUCCCCAUGCCAUCCCAUUGCCACCUCCAUCUCCAGCCCCACCUCUAUGGCAUCCCAUCCCAAUGCCAACCCUGUGCCCCAUCCUAUGUUGUCCUUGAGCCUCUGCCAUCCCCAUGCCUCCUCCAUCACCAUGCCCAUGCUGUCCCCAGUGCCAUCCCCAAGGCCAUGCCAACCCCACACCCCCUCCAUCUCCAUGGCCACGCUGUCCCCAUGCCAUUCCCUGUGCCACCUGUCUCCAAGCCUGUGCCAUUUCCUUCUCCACGUUCAUGCCACCUGCAAGGCCAUGCCAUGCCCAUGCCACCCCCCGCUCCAACCCCAUUUCCAUGCCAUCCCUUCUCAGUGCCAUCUCCUUGCCCCAGCACAUGCCUUCCCCAAGCCCACCCUGCCGUGCCACAUCCCUGCUUUCACCGACGUGCCUGCAUGCCACUCUCAUGCUGUGCAAAUAAAGGCGUGAUGCUGA